AUGGGCAACAAAAACAGUCUGCCAGGCCAUGAGUGCUUUAUGGCUGCUCUUGGAAACAACACCAAUCUCGUUACGUUCCGUGGGGAUAUAUUGCACGAAUUCCGGGCCUUGCCCUCCUACAACCUGGCCUACCCAGUGCAUCCAGCCGUGAUAACCUAUCCCGAAACCACGACCCAGAUUGCUGAGAUUGUGCGUUGUGCUGUCAAGUCAAAGUACCAUGUACAGGCGUAUAGUGGUGGACACAGCUAUGGAAAUUAUGGCAUGCAAAGCCUCGGAGGAGUCGAUGGUCACGUCGUUGUUGACAUGAAGAACUUUCAACAUUUCUCCAUGGACCCCGACACGCAUGUCGCCACUAUUGGCGCUGGUACAAACCUGGGUGAUCUCCAAGAUCGUCUUCUGCAUGCAGGUGGAAGAGCGAUGACACAUGGCUCCUGUCCCCAGGUUGGCGUCGGCGGUCAUUUCACGAUUGGUGGUCUCGGACUCAUGUCUCGGCAGUGGGGAACCGCCCUCGAUCACAUUCUAGAGGCCGAAGUGGUCCUGGCUAAUUCCAGCGUGGUGACAGCAUCGAAUACACAGAAUGAGGGCAUAUUUUGGGCUAUCAAAGGUGCAGCUGCUAGUUUCGGCAUCGUGACUCAAUUCAAGGUCCGCACUCAGCCAAUUCCUCAAGCUGCCCUUCAAUAUACAUACACAUUCAGUCAGGGAGAUGUGCUAGACAAGGUGAAGCUUUUCAUGGACUGGCAGAGUCUCAUCGCAAAGCCGAACAUUACGCGUAACUUUUCAUCACAGUUGACGGUCUUCCAAGAUGGGAUUGUGAUUGAGGGAAGCUUUUUCGGAACCAGAGAGGAAUAUCAUGAGUUUGAACUGGAAAACAACCUUCCGUUCCGAGGCAUGGGGAACGUGGCAUACAUCACCAACUGGCUAUCUUUGCUGGCCCAUACCGCCGAGGAUUACAUGAUUCAAAAGUUCGGCAGCUUGCUCACAUCUUUCUACUCCAAGUCGCUCUCCUUCACAGCGGACCAGCUGUUCAACGAGCAUGACCUAGUCACUCUAUUCACAUACUUUGAUGUCGCACCCAAGGGCACACAAGCAUGGUGGGUUAUUUUCAAUCUGGAAGGGGGAGCAACCAACGAUAUCCCCAUGAACGCCACAGCUUACGUUCACCGCGACGCCAUCAUGUGGAUGCAAUCGUAUGCGGUCGUCGGGUUUGAACCUCCCAGUUUCAUCGCUAAGAGAUUUCUCAAUCGUUUGCACCAAGUUGUUCUCGCUAACCGCCCGUCUGGUCCUCUGCGCUCUUAUCCAGGCUAUGUCGAUCCAUUCAUAAAAAAUGGCCAGAUGGCAUACUGGGGAACGAAUCUCCCCCGGCUUCAGAGUAUCAAAACGGCUGUUGAUCCUCAGGAUGUGUUCCACAACCCGCAGAGUGUGGCUAUCAAUCCUAGUACGAAUGAUUUUAUUGGUCCUCGCCAUCGUUGGUCGCUUUGA
Molecule: messenger RNA, 1479 nt
Organism: Penicillium soppii
Lineage: Eukaryota; Fungi; Ascomycota; Eurotiomycetes; Eurotiales; Aspergillaceae
Product: FAD-binding oxidoreductase
Exons: 2
Coding region: 1-1479 (492 amino acids)
Molecular function (GO): oxidoreductase activity; FAD binding
Source: RefSeq, a predicted model, not a curated record